CAUGCGCACUGUUGUUCCUCAGACCUCCAACACACGGUGAGCCGUUACCACAAUUGAUGAGCCGCUUUCAGUCAAAGUCUCAUUCAAGCCACGUGUUUUACUGAGAGGUUUCAAGAUUAGCCCGGGGAAGUUGCACCUUGAUGAACUCUGAAUCCCGCGAAGUUUAAAGUGGUGGUAGGAGAAGGGAAGACCGGCCUACAGUGGCACGGCGUGAAUUUGCGCACGCGUACUUCUGACAUGGGCUUUGAGUUACCCAGCCGGAUUGACUGAAGGCAGGUUUCCGAUCUUCGGCUUCUCACCAGAGCUGGAAAAAGCAUAAUGCCACCAAGUGUUGAAUGACUGUCUGGGACCAACAGGAAGCGAGCAGAACCCAGAGGACAAAGGGAGAGUGAGCUUUACAAUGCAUUGUGCUGCUGGAGCCUGAGUUGCCUGACCAAGUUAGUCAAUGUGAAUCUGAUAUGAGCAAUGGUGAGAUCACCCUUUAGUGUCAAUGAUACGAAGGAGAUGGAUCCUCUAGAUUCGUGUUCACCAAUCUUUUUAAGCCCAAGAUCCCUUACCUCGACCUGAGUGAAAGGUUACUAGGAAAAGAUCUGCCGAUGGGAAGCUUAACCCAAACAUCGGGUCAAAACCUGAAUGAGUUGGUCAGUUCAUUCACCACUGAACACCGGUCACUAAACACAGAAGCGAAAAACACCAUUCAGACUGGGAAGAAACAGUAUAGAUGUUCUUUAUGUGGGAAGGGUUUUACCCGAUCUUACAUGCUGCUGAGGCACCACCGAGUUCACACUGGGGAGAGGCCAUACACCUGUUCGAUAUGUGGGAAAGGCUUCACUUCUUCAUCCAACCUACAGACGCACCAACUCGUUCACACUGAUGCAAGACCUUUCAAAUGCUCCGAAUGUAAGAAGAGCUUUAAAAGCAGGGCUCAUCUGUUGAAACACCGACAGACUCAUACUGGAGAGAGACCAUUUACCUGCUCCGUGUGUGAGAAGGGAUUCAGUUCUUCAUCCAACCUACAAACACACCAACUUAUUCACACCAAUUUGAGACCUUUUAAAUGUUCUCUAUGUAAAAAGGAUUUUAAAAACAGCAGUGAUCUGCUGAAACACCAGCACACUCACAGUGGAGAGAGACCCUUCACAUGUUCUGAGUGUGGUAAGGGAUUCACUUCUUCAUCCAACCUCACUGCACACCAACUUGUUCACACUGAUAAGAGACCCUUUAAAUGCUUUGACUGUGUGAAGAGCUUUAAAAGCAAACAAGAACUGCUGAAACAUCAACGCACUCAUGCCCUAGAAAGGCCAUUCACCUGCUCUCGAUGUGGGAAGGGAUUCACUCGACCAUCCAGCCAACUGGCACACCAGUGUACCAGGGCAGGUGGGAAAGGUUUCAGGCGUUCCCUUCAGCUCACCACUCACCAGUUUGUUCAUAGCAAUCAGGAUCCAUUUCAGUUUACUGACGGCAACAGGAACGAUUUGCUGGUAUGGCAUCGUGCCUAUGCUGGAGAGAGGCCAUUUACCUGCCCAGUGUGUGGAAAAGGAUUCACCCUGUCAUCCACACUGCUAAGACACCAACUCAUUCACAGUGGAGAGAGGCCAUUCGUUUGCUCUGUGUGUGGAAAGGGAUUCACUUUGUCAGCCGACCUGUUGAAGCAUCAGCGAAUCCACACUGGAGAAAAACCCUUCAAAUGCACACUGUGUGGGAAAAAAUUCAGAUGUUCAACCAACCUUAAUGUCCAUCAAUGUGUGCACACUGGGGAGAGACCGUUUACAUGCUCUGUCUGUGGGAAGGGAUACAUCCUGUCUUCCCACCUGCUGAGACAUCAGCUUGUUCACACUGAUCAGAGACCUUUUAAAUGCUUUGACUGUGAGAAAAGCUUUAAACACAGAAGCGAUUUGCUGAGACACCAACGUACUCACACUUUGGAAAGGCCAUUCGCCUGCUCUGUGUGUGGAAAGAAAUUCACCCUUUCAUCAUAUCUGCUAAGACACCAGCUCACUCACACUGGAGAGAGGCGAUUUACUUGCUCAGUGUGUGGGAAGGGAUUCACGCAGUCAUCAACCCUACUGAGACACCAACUCACACAUACAGGAGAGUGGCCGUUCACCUGCUCAGACUGUGGAAAGGGAUUCACUUGCAGUUCUCAUCUCACUGAACAUAAACGUCUUCAUACUGGUGAGAGAUGGUUUCCUCUUUGUGUAGGAAAGGAUUCAGUAGAUGAUCCAAGCAUAUGAGGUACCAGUUUCUUCACACUGAAGAGAACUGAUACACCUAAUCCAUGUGUCGACAGAGAUUUACUUCAUUUCACUAAACACUAGCUUAUUCAAUCUGAUACGGUAGCUUUUAGUGUUUGGGCUGUGAAAUUUGUUGUAAAAGCAAGUGAUUUGUAAAACACCAAUGUACUUGCCCUUGGAAGAGGCCAUUAAAAAUUCCACAGUUGGUAGAGAAUUCUCUCAAUAUUUGAAUUGUUGAGCUACUAAAAAACUCACAGGUGACUGCAGUAAAGUUAUGAUAAUCUUGUAUCCGAUGUUUCGACAUCUUGGUUGGCAUUGAUGAGUUGGGUCGAAGGGCCUGUUCCUGUGUUGUAUUACUCUAUAACUAACCUGGAUGCUAAGUCAUUGCUAUCCACUGGGUGUCGGGUCAGCACUUGUUAGGUGAAGGUGAAGGGCCAGCAUGGCUUGGGUUUGUAUUUGGGAUCGGGAUCACUGAGCGGGGGUUAAGAUUGCAAUGAGCUUUGACUCAGAGCUCAAGCCAGAACUGGGAUCCACCGUAUAAUCUGGGUGUGUAGCUCGAACUAGGCUACAGAGUGUAAUCCACAUUUGCAGAACUCCUAAAAUCAAUCUGGGGUCCAGAGUAUAAUCCGAGUGUACAGCUGGAGCUGGGACCAAGAAAGGAUGAAGUGUAUAAAGAUUGCAGUCACCAGUCCUGGCUGUACACCCUGUCCUCACUCUCUGAAAUACAAGCUGAAACUCACUGGGCUGUGUGUCCUGCUCUCUUUAAACUCACAGAGUUCACUGGAAAAUUUAUUAUGUGUAACAGAUGUUCCUUUUUAAAAAAGUGCAAAAUAAAUGUGAGACAAUGGGAAAGAAAUCCAAAAGUCUAGUAAACUUUGCUAGUGCAUUCAACACC
Messenger RNA from Mobula hypostoma (lesser devil ray), 3129 nucleotides. Its product is annotated as zinc finger protein 665-like. Gene Ontology annotation, molecular function: DNA-binding transcription factor activity, RNA polymerase II-specific; RNA polymerase II cis-regulatory region sequence-specific DNA binding. The transcript has 4 exons. Bases 597 to 2234 code for a protein of 545 amino acids. Lineage: Eukaryota; Metazoa; Chordata; Chondrichthyes; Myliobatiformes; Myliobatidae. The record is from RefSeq and is a predicted model, not a curated record. Gene Ontology annotation, biological process: regulation of transcription by RNA polymerase II.